CUGCACUCGGCGCAGGGCGUAGAGCCGAGCGCGCGCGCGGGGCGCUGCGAGCGCGCGUGGGGGGCGCAGGCUCACCCACGGAGGUGCUGCAAGUUGAGAGAAUCCUGUAGAGAACUGAAAAUAGAGUUUUUUGGAUUCAGAACUUGAAGCAACACUUAUUCAUAAAGAUAAAAUGCAUACUCUCCAGAGCAGUUGCCCGAAUGAUAGCUAAGCAACACAUUUGAGAGACUGUCACUAUGAAAAUUGUUUGUGUCUAUUGCAUUUGACUAAACCAGCAAAGAGCCGCUUGUUUUGAAAUGCAGCUAAAGAAAAUGAGGGAAAUUUUACCAAAACUGUAUACAAGCCAAGUUAAUGACAUAAAUAAUUCUUUGACUACAUCUCCAAAGCAAGCCAAUGAGGAUGAAGCAAAUCAACCAAAAGGGACUGAAGGCCAGAAUUGUGUCUAUCAAGUGGCUGAAGCUGAGGAUAAGCUGUCAUUGGUCCUUUGUAUAAAGUGUAGAAGUGUGCAAAAAUUUCCAGUGCAUGAAUUACAAAAGCAUAACAAACCCAGGCAAACUGAAGACAAAAACUUCGUUUGCAGCAGUUGUAGUCUGAAUACGCCACCGACUUUCCAUUUUGUAGCUGACAGUGCCACUGCUAUAGAUUUAGAAAAUCAGGAAAAACCAUCCCUAAGUAAAACUCAAAAAACAUUUAAAGUAAAAAACUUUCAACCAGACAAAUAUUACUGCGAUAAAUGUCGAUUUUCAACAAAGGAUCCUUUACAGUAUAAAAAGCAUGCAGUUCAACAUGAGGAGAUUAAGUUUGUUUGCUCCCACUGUAACUAUGUAUCCUACACCAAAGGAGAAUUCCAACGGCAUUUGGUGAAACACACUGGAACUUUUCCAUAUCAAUGUGAAUACUGUGAAUAUGGUGCUGUUAGACAUGAUUAUAUAGUUAAGCAUACCAGAAGAGUACAUGAAACAGUUACUGAGAAGGGGCCAGUGAAUAUGGCUACAAAGCAAGAGCAAAAGAGAUCUUGCUUAUCAAAGAGAAGCACUUUUUCUGACAAGCAGAAGUGUGAUCAAAAAGUUCCUCUUCAGAAUGAGCCUUCAGAUUUAUCAUCAAGAACAACUUGCAGCAAAAUCCAAGAUGAAAUGAGCAAAACAGUUUGUUUGUCUGGCGAUGUAGAAUGUAGCCUAGGUACAGCAUCAGUCCGAGAUAAAACUAUAUUGGAACCAGCUGAAUUAAACAUAUAUGAGAACCAAAAUGUGGAAGUUGAAGUUUAUUCUCCAAAAAAAGAGCCCGUACAGCCUGGAAUGCCAUUAACAGUGAUUGCACCUUCAGAACUUGUAGUUCCUUCUAACUGCUUAGCUCAGUUAUUAGACAUAAAAAUAGUGAAUGGCACACAACAAUUGGUUCUUAAACUUAUUCCUCUGAAAGAAACAAGUAAUAAGCCUAUAAACUGCGAAGAAGAAGAACUCAGGAAUCAAGGUGCAGAACAAAUAGAGAAAGGAAAAAGAAUAACUUCUGUUUCUCAAAAUGAAUUAACCACCGAAGCAACUGUAAAUGUAUCUAGUAUUAGUAACAUGUUUGCUUUAGAUAAUAAAUACAAGAACUCUGAAUGUCUUAAUUCCUCCAAUUCUCAUACUUCAGACUGUAACUCAAAUGUACCUAAGCAGGAUAAAUCAAAAAUAAGUUGCCCUAAAUCCUCAAAUAAGGAAAAAUAUGCAAAAAAUGAUUUAUACUGUUCUAAAGAGACUCUGGACAUGUCCACAUGUGCAUAUGCUGCUUCCUCUGAAGGUGAUGGAUCCCAGACUGUUUUGUUGCAGGCAGCUCAAAGGAGCAACAGUUCCUCUUCAUCUCCUGCCCUUGGAGAAAAGGACAUAUUGCCUUUAAAUGGUGAUGACAAAGAAUGCAGAAGCCACAUCAUUAGCUCUCUGGAAACACAUUUAUUUGAUACCUGUUUAGUUAAAGAAUCUUUUAAAACUUCUCAAGGAGGGGGAGAGUUCUCUUCAAAUAAAAGUGCAUCUUUAGAGGAAUCAAGUGUUGGCUUAAGUAAACUAAACGGAGAGAACUCUGAUUGUCAAAAUAAUCCUUUAGAAGCUUUAGAAUUGCAGAAUGUAGAAAAUAAGGUCAGCCCUCCUGAGGGUCCUGUCAUUUCAUCUGUAUUUUCCCUUAGCUCUGGGGCUGAAAACAUCCCAGAGGGAAUCAAGUGGGAUAAUACUGCAUGCAAUAAAAAGUCAACAACAAUGCUGUGUAGAAAGAUUGCUCAGUUGAUGUCUGCUGCCGAGUGUAAUGUGAAAUCUACAUUGGCUGCUUCACCUAUGCCUGUUAGAUGUUGUGCUUCUAAUAAGAUGCCUUUGCCUCAGGAAACUUUAGCAAACUCUGAAAAAAAUGUCCCUGUUACUGAAUUGGAACAAUUUGCAUCUUCUCUUCAAACACCGCAGAAUGGUGGGAUUGGUAAUGAACUGUGUAAUAAACAACAACCACAAUCACGGUCAGCUACAACAAAAACUAAAAGUAGAAUGACUAAAAACACUCACGUUGCUACUCCAGUGUUCAUUCCAAAAGGGACAGUGCUGAGGGUCCUGAAUGUCGCUAGGAGUGAAAACACAAAAGAAGCAGGAGAUAAGAAUGAAAUGACUUCUGCUACGAUGUGUUGCAACGAAAUGUUUCUACCACGACCAGUUCCUUUCAGCAUUUCUGAGAAACUAAACAGUAACUUUCCUUUGCCCAAUGAGAGUGAACUUAAUGAGCAGUCCAGAAAUCAAAACAUGUCGCUUAGGCACAGACCAAAAAGAGAGGCUAAUGCAAAAAAUAAUAGCAAACAAAACUGUGUACUACUGCAUCAAAAAAGUGAUGAGCUAAGUAAGCAGAGCAAACUUACUUCGAAGGAUCAGCUUCUAUCUAAAAAUAAGGUAAAACAAGCAAAUUCCAGGGAUUAUUUGUCUAAGAAGAAAACAAGAAGCCACUCAGAAACCAGUGGCAUUUCUGAGGCGAUGCUUCUUUUGACAGCAAGACGUCUUAGGCUUGUACCUCUUAGAGAACAUCAGUUGAUAAAAUGCCCUCGUCGUAACCAGCCUGUAGUUGUGUUAAAUCAUCCUGAUGUUGAUUCAGCAGAGGUAAUUAAUAUAAUGAAAAUUGUCAACAAGUAUAAAGGCAAUAUUGUGAAAGUCGUUUUAUCAGAAAGAACGAGUCGUUGUCUUGGUGUGAAACAGUAUAAUAAACGGCUUACGUUUCAGAACUUCGAAACAAUAAGUCAAAUGAAAAAGCAAAACUUUUUAAAAAUGAAGCUAAAAAAGACCCAUAAAAACAGCUACCGGGUUGUGGAAACGUCACCAGCUAAAACACUGCAGUGUAUGUUUAAGUGUUGGUUUUGUGGAAGGAUAUAUGUAGACCAGGAAGAGUGGAUAAGUCAUGGACAGAGACAUUUGAUAGAAGCAACCAAAGGCUGGGAUGUUCUUUCUCUUCCUCUAGAAAGCCACAAGUGAGAAACUGUCAGUUUACUGCUCUUAUUUUAACAUGAGUGCCAUUAAUUUGUUUGGAAAGGGAGACAGAAGUAAAUAUUUUACUGGAGGAUUUUUAUAUUUAGCAGGUGGGAGAGUAGUAAUAGGGAUUACAAACUGUAUGAGAAGCCAGUCUUCAGCACUAAACACUACAUAGCACUCCGAUGCCUGAAAUAAGUGUUACGGCUGUUCCUUGCUUUUUUGAAGGAGACCUGGAAAUGAUAUGCUCUGAAAACAUUCUAGUGUAAUUCUCUUCAAUAGGAUACUAUAUGCAGUAAUGUUAUGUUGCAAGGUCAAUACAGAUUUAAAAUAUCCAACUAUAUGACUAGCUUAGUGGUUCAGAUAUCGGGCAUAAGUCUAAUGAAGAGCAUCUUUGACUCUAUGAAUAAAAAAAUGUUCAUCACAAUUUAGUAGCAAAUUAAAAAAAAAAUGCCAUAGAGGAAGAAACUGGUGCUGAAUCUGAUCAAACUCCAAUUUUAUGGAACAGAAGUAACUCCACUGACUUUAGUGGAGCUACACCAGUGUAAAUGAGGAAUUGGUGAGAUCAGAAUCAGACCCAUUAUGUGGAAUGGCAAUGAAAGCUUGAUUCUGUGUUGUGCAGUCAGGGGCCAAGUUGUGUAUUGUGCCACACAGGUGUGAAGGGGAAAGAGGACACAGGUGACUACUUACUGAGCAAGCAAGCAAGCAGGAGCUCAACUUAAAGUGCUUGAAAUGAGGCCUGGCUUCUUUACUGGUUGGCAUGAUGUGAUUCUGAUGGAUUGUGCUUUAAUGAGUUAGGACCUGACCACACCAACGUAUGCUGUAGGGCGUAAUGAUCAGUGCUAUGUGUAAUCCCAUUAGAAACGUACACGUUCAGGAUAGAGCCUUUAACCAGGACCCCAGCCAGCCUAUCAACUAGUGCAUAGAUGGGAAGAACUAGCUGGAGAAGCAGACUGCUGCUUUGAAAAAAGAGAAGUUAGGUUGCAGAACUCUACAUUGCCAGUACCUAUCCACAUUUUCAGUAGAAUCUUUGUAUUGACAUCCUAAAUGUAAAGAAUUUGAACGUUAGAAUCUACACCUGUAAGCCUCAAUUCAGCAAGCUACUUACCAAUAAUAAUAAUAAGCACAUGCCUAGGCAUACUCCCAUUGAUUGCUGUGUGACUACUCAGUGAAGUCAAUAGGGUGAUUCAUGUGCUAAGUGCCUUGCUGAAUGAAGGUGAGUUUUUAGUGGGGAAAGAGGAUGGAUGAUAGUGAAGUUUAAUAGUUGGCCACUGACGUAUAGAAUUUCCUUGGUUAUCUUGUCACAAAUUGUAAACCAUUUUAUUUUUUAAAAUGUCAUGUACAGCAAGUAAUGACUUGAGCACAUAUUUGCAGUCACAUUUCUACAGGUAAAAAAAUCAUUAAUUUGAUGCUGGAGAUGCAUUAUACAUUUCAACUUUGUAUAAAUGUUUGUAGUUCCUAAUUGUUAACAGUGGAAAAACACAUUUUGUUAAAAAAACAAACAGACAAAAAAUACAACACCUUCCACCCCAAACAACCUACUAGUCUGGGAAUAUUUUUGUUUUUUUAUAGUCUAGAAGAUGAAACAUGCUUUUGAUAAGAUGUUCUGUAUCUGUAUUGAAAUGUAAAUACUUUGAAACUAUAAAGCACAUGUUGAGACUUAGGUCUAAUUUACAAAAACAGUUAUGUGAAACUUUGUCAGAGCAUUUUGCAAUACAAUAUUAAAAUUUUCAGAUAUUUGGUGCUCUCAGAAGGGAGAUCUUGUAUUACUUUGCAACUUUUUGUAUUGUAGUGAGAGGCUAAACUGUUCAGUAGAAUACAUUUUGUAUUCUCUGUUUUUUUUCAGUAAUUAAAUGACAGUUCUUAUUUUGAAAUGGGAAUUUAUAUUUUUUUAGAUAGGUACAGUAGAGAUUUUCACUGUGUUCUUUGAAGCCAAACAUAAUAUUGUUUUAAAUUGUGAAAAUAGUUUCCAUUUCUAAAUUCUGUCAUAUCAGAGUAUAAUAAAUAUUGAAACUGGUAACACAUGAAAAACCACUUCUGGCCAAAUUCUUCCUCACUUACACUCAUCAGCCCAGGCAGAUGUUUGAACUGACUUAAGUUUCUGUAGAAGCUAUUAAGGAAAUACUUUUGAAUCCUCUGUUUGUUUAAGAGAUGUCAUUGGCAAAAUAUGAAUAUCUUUAAUCAACUUUGUAUUCUUAAAAAUGGUGCUGCGUGCAGGAUUAUAAACAGAUUAUAAAUGGGUUUAGUAGUGUUUUUCUUUGUCUAUUUUAGUAAACAAAGAAGAGUCUUUGUAUCUGAAUUGUUAAUCUACAUGUAACUGUUCUCCCUGUAUUCAAUUUACAAAAUAUAACUGUGUUUAUAUUAAAAUGAACAUUUUUAGUAAAUUGAAUUGUAUGGUGACUAUAAAAAUUAGACAGCAGAUCUCAUGCCUCUUUCUCCUGCCAAGGAUAUCCAAACUCAUCCCAGAUGGGUGUGUCUCUAAUUUUUGUUUUUUGAUGUAGUAUUGUCUUUGGUUAGUUUUCCUUCUGGAAUUUUAAUAUUUUUGUGACUUGAGAUAAAGUGUGUGACCCGGAUUCUCUCCUGUGCUGAGCUUUCUUUGACAGAGUAUGCUCCAAGAGAGAGGCUGUCUGGGAGUUGGGUAUGGCUUUCUGUUUCUCAGGGCAGAUCUGCACCUUGAUGAGCCCAGUAGAAAUUAGAAUAGGGGUUGGAAUACCCUAUUAGGGCUCUAUAACAGUUUUUUUUCCUGCAUCCUGCCAGACAAGAUACUCUUUCUUGUUCCUGAUUUGUUAAAGGACCCGUGACUGAUUCUGUUUUCUAUUAUAUUUUAAUCAUCUAACCAAUCUCGUGGGAAGCACGCUUGUGAGACCCACUGAGGGUUUGAGGAACAGAAGCAAGGUUUGCCCUAUACAUUCAAGCUGAAUUUAAACUACAGAAACUGUGCAAAUCUCAAAUGAUGUAAAUAUAUACUAUAUAUUACAUAAGGAAUUCUUUUUGUACAAACCUUUUAGUGUGUGUAUUUUUAAAGUGGCCAGAAUUAUGCUCUAGUGCCUCUGACUAUGAUUUCCUCUCAAGUUUGCAUAGAAUAUGAAUUCAAUGGGACUAAAUGCGUGAGUAAUCUUACCUCCAUAAGGGUUUGAAGAAUUGGGAAUGAAACACAAGCCUCUGUUGCUUGAGCUAAAGAAUAAAUAACUGUUAGUCAUCCCUAGUAGUAAGAUUUAUCUCAUGGAGGCCAGCCCUAAAGUCUGAUCCAGAAUCAUAGAAUCAUAGAUUAUUAGGGUUGGAAUGAACCUCAGGAGGUCAUCUAGUCCAACCCCCUGCUCAAAGCAGGACCAAUCCCCAAAUCCCUAAAUGUCCCCCUCAAGGAUUGAUCCAGUGGUGGCUGAAGUCUGUUGAAAGACUGUAAUUGAUUUCAUGAAUAUUGGAUUGGUCCCCUACUGAGCAAGUGAUUGGAUUGUUUGUUUAAAACCCGCCUGUAGUCUGCCCCAGUAGAGAAAUGAUUAAACAGUAAGCACCAAGUUAGAUGCAACUUUUCUGAGUUUAAAUGCAGGAAUAUUUUGUAAUGCAAUUCUAAUAUAUUACAUUGUUUUGUUUCAUGGAUUUAUUUUGUAUUCCUACUAAUGGAGAGGUUUUGUUAAUAUAAGCAAUCAAACAGUUUCAGUUAUCAGCAAGACAGGCAAAAUAUUGCUUAGAAGUUAGCUGCUUUUCAUACCUUUUUUCUGCAGUUGUACUAUGACAUUUAUUUGUACAUGCAGCAACACCCUCUAUUUGAAGUUUCACUUUUGUAUAUUUCAUAAUUUUAAUCAUGCACAGCAGAGUACAAUUUGAUCUAGUCUCACAUAGGAGAAAUCACAUUUCAUGGAAGUUUCUCAUGAAUACAAUGAAGAGUUCUCAUUCUUGUUGAACUCAAGUCUAAUCUCCUAAUUUCUACACAGAUAUUAAAUAUUA
Messenger RNA from Chelonoidis abingdonii (Abingdon island giant tortoise), 7409 nucleotides. It is a transcript of the gene ZNF518B, whose product is annotated as zinc finger protein 518B. The record is from RefSeq and is a predicted model, not a curated record. NCBI's taxonomy places the organism in Eukaryota, Metazoa, Chordata, Testudines, Testudinidae.